This is a messenger RNA of Frankliniella occidentalis (western flower thrips), 2815 nucleotides long. RefSeq names its product cytochrome P450 18a1 (gene Cyp18a1). The coding region runs from base 134 to 1762 and encodes 542 amino acids. Gene Ontology annotation, molecular function: heme binding; iron ion binding; oxidoreductase activity, acting on paired donors, with incorporation or reduction of molecular oxygen, reduced flavin or flavoprotein as one donor, and incorporation of one atom of oxygen. Gene Ontology annotation, cellular component: cytoplasm; intracellular membrane-bounded organelle. The record is from RefSeq and is a predicted model, not a curated record. The transcript has 5 exons. Gene Ontology annotation, biological process: xenobiotic metabolic process. NCBI's taxonomy places the organism in Eukaryota, Metazoa, Arthropoda, Insecta, Thysanoptera, Thripidae.
UUCAGUCUUGUUUCGUCCACCCGCGGAGGUGGUGUCGUGCUCUGCUCUCUCUAUCGCUCGCUCUCGCUCGGCGCGUGCUCGCUGCGCGUUCGUGCUCUCGCUCGUAACCAAGUGAAACAACACAGUGUGCAUCAUGCUGCUGGUCUCUCGCGCCAGCCAGUGGCUGCUCAGGACUUCGUACAGUGCUUACAACAGUGCGGACAUGGGCUGGAGCCUGCUCGUCUUCGUCGUGGUGCUGGUGCUGGUGCGUCUCGCCCAGCUCUACCGGGAGCAGCGCCGCCUGCCCCCCGGCCCCUGGGGCGUGCCCGUCCUCGGCUACCUCCCCUUCCUCAAGGGCGACAUCCACCUGCACUACAAGGAACUGUCGGAGAAGUACGGACCCAUGUUCUCUGCCCGCCUCGGCUCCAACACCAUCGUCGUCCUCGGCGACCACAAGAUGAUCCGUGAGGCCUUCCGCAAGGAGGAGUUCACCGGCCGCCCUCACACCGAGUUCUCAUCGAUCCUAGGAGGCUACGGCGUCAUCAACAGCGACGGCCGCCUCUGGAAGGACCAGCGCCGCUUCCUGCACGAGCGCCUGCGCCACUUCGGCAUGACGUACAUCGGCGCCGGCAAGGGCCAGAUGGAGGCCCGCAUCAUGGGCGAGGUCGAGUCCUUCGCCGCCAUCCUGGAGGAGCACGGCGAGGGCCCCGUCGACCUCAACCCCAUCCUGGCCGUGUCCAUCUCCAACGUCAUCUGCUCCAUGAUCAUGUCCAUGCGCUUCACCCACAACGACGCCCGCUUCCGCCGCUUCAUGGACCUGAUCGACGAGGGCUUCCGCCUGUUCGGCACCCUGGCGCCAGUCAACUUCAUCCCCGCCCUGCGCCACCUGCCCUGGCUCCAGAACACCCGCAACAAGCUCAACCAGAACCGCCAAGAGAUGGCCGACUUCUUCCAGGAGACGGUUGACAACCACCGCGCCUCCUUCGACCCCAGCAACAUCCGCGACCUGGUCGACACCUACCUGCUCGAGAUCCAGACCGCCAAGGAGGAGGGCCGCGAGGGUGCGCUGUUCGAGGGCAAGAACCACGACCGCCAAAUGCAGCAGAUCAUCGGCGACCUCUUCUCCGCCGGCAUGGAGACCAUCAAGACCACCCUCCAGUGGGCCGUCGUCUUCAUGCUGCACCACCCCGAGAUCAUGAAACAGGUCCAGGAAGAGCUUGACUCCGUUGUCGGCCGCGAGCGGCUGCCCAGCCUGGAGGACCUUGCCUACCUUCCAUUCACCGAAUCCACCAUCCUGGAGGUGCUCCGGAGGUCCAGCAUCGUGCCCCUGGGCACCACCCACGCCACGACCAAGGACGUCACCCUCAACGGCUACCACAUCCCCAAGGACACCCACAUCGUGCCGCUGCUCCACGCCGUGCACAUGGACCCCAACCUGUGGGAUGAGCCCGAGAGCUUCCAGCCCUCCCGGUUCCUCUCCGCCGAGGGAAAGGUCACCAAGCCCGAGUUCUUCGUACCCUUCGGCACCGGACGGCGUAUGUGCCUCGGUGACGUGCUGGCCCGCAUGGAGCUGUUCCUCUUCUUCUCCACGCUGCUGCACAAGUUCCACAUCGAGCUGCCCGAGGGCGAGUCUCUGCCCUCCCUCAAGGGCAACACCGGGAUCACCGUCACUCCCGACGCCUUCAAGGUCGUAUUGAAAAAGAGGCCGCUGGUUUCGGGCGCCACCCCCGUGGCUCCCUCAUCUACCGAGGCCGGCGUCGUGCGAAAUGUUGGCAGCCACUAAGGAGCGCCAGCUCCGACACUCUCAGACAGUAUUCGUCGCCGAAGCGGUAUUAUUUCUAAACAUUUGGUUCCCUAGAACCGAGUGUCUUAAGUUUGCCCAAUAUUUGGGCUGUAGCCCCAGUCCAGUUCCGCAACAGGCCUUGUGCUGCGAGGCCUCUCGCACGGAACUUUGUGCUCUCUUCUGUGAAGUGUGCCAUACGUACUAUAAGAACUUGAACGCACUGUCAACAAGAGUGAGGCUGCAACAAUUCCGGUGUUGUUUGCGAUUGUCUUCCCAGUUAUCUAUCCUGCCUUCCAGGCAGUCAGAAGAGUACAAUGAAUUGUUAUAGGCUGUGUAAAUGAAAUAUUUAGCAUUAGGUGCCUGUGUUCACUACUUAGUUAGCCAAUACUUUGGCAAACCUAGUAAUGAAGUUGUUAUACUAGUCAGUUGAUGUAGUAGAAGCUCAUCGUUUUAUAAGACUGUCUUAUAGUUAUCUCUUCUCUGUGUUAUUUUAGCUGUUUGAUACUCAGAUUGUCAUAGCUGCCCUGCUGUAUGGGCUGUACCAUACAGCAGGGCAGCACUACGAUGUUCGUGUUCAGUAAGCUUUUAAAACAGCUUUUUAAAUUGGAACGACAGGCAUGUUACUUUCGUGCCAGGAAGUACAAAUGCCCGAUGAUGUUGAUGAAAUUAUCUCAGUUGAUUUGUUGAUGAGGUGGAUGUAACCGUCCAGUCCAAGUUUUAUCAUUGUUGAAGAGUAUACGUAAGUGUUUUGUACGUAGUAUGUAAAUAUAUUUAUGUGUUGAGGAUGUGUGAGAGUAAAUCUGAGUGAGUGCAUGUAGAUUGAGUGAUAGUGUGGAAUAGAACUGGGCGAACGUCGAGUCAUAAUUCUGAACCAAUUGUUGUUAGACUAUGCUUUAAAAUUGUUCACACAAAAAUUCCUAAUCUACUUUUCAAGUCAUUUAAGUUCGCCCAGGUUAACCACGAGUGUAUGUUGAUUGUGUGAGUUAUGUUAUGUUCUUUGUGCCAACCACAAAUUUUUGAUACUGAAAAAUAUAGAAAACCAACCAAUUGAAA